Messenger RNA from Saccoglossus kowalevskii, 774 nucleotides. RefSeq names its product large ribosomal subunit protein uL11m-like. The record is from RefSeq and is a predicted model, not a curated record. Gene Ontology annotation, biological process: translation. Gene Ontology annotation, molecular function: structural constituent of ribosome; large ribosomal subunit rRNA binding. Gene Ontology annotation, cellular component: mitochondrial large ribosomal subunit; ribosome. Lineage: Eukaryota; Metazoa; Hemichordata; Enteropneusta; Harrimaniidae.
UUUGACAGACCACCUAUGAAUGCGGUAAACAAGAUGGCGGCGCACUGAGACAAAUGUGACACUGAGUUCAUGAGCGGCGUUUUAAAGCUAACUAUGUCCAGGACUUCAAGACUUGCAUCGUCGGGAACAAAGGCGCUUCAGAAGAAGAAAGUGGUCCCAAGCAAUGUAAUCAGAACAUACAUUAAGGCGGGAGAAGCGGUUCCAGGACCACCUCUCGGCCCAGUUCUCGGUCAGAAAGGAAUACCUAUUGGUCAGUUCUGCAAAGAUUUCAAUGAAAAAACUAGCAAAAUAAAAGAUGGAAUUCCAUUGCCGUGUAAAAUAUAUGUCAAGGCAGACAGAACAUACACAAUCAAGAUGAAUAAACCACCUGUGUCAUAUUUUUUAAAAGCAGCUGCAGGGGUGUCAAAAGCAGCCAAUACUCCAGGCAAUGAAGUUGCAGGAAUGGUAACUUUAAAACAUGUAUACGAGAUAGCGAAAAUAAAAAGUGAAGACGAGGCUUGGCAGGAGGAAUCAUUGGAAAGGAUUUGUGGUUCCAUCAUCGGCUCCGCAAGGUCAAUGGGUAUCAAAGUAGUGAAGGAAAUAGACCCAGAUGAAUAUAGGAAAUUCCUUGUUGAACUUGAUGAAAGGAAACAACUAGAGAAACAAGAACGGGAAGAUAAUCGACUAACUUUUGCCAAGAAGUACUAAAAUUGACCCACAUUUGAGAUAGUGCGAUGUUUUCAUUAAAAUUGCCAGAAUUUAUGAUUUUUAUUUUCGAGCAAUAAAUAUUAUACA